CAGUCAGAGGAAUAUUAGUCCUUCAUUAAACGUGUUGAUGCUACGUCUCGUACUCAACAACAGUAAUGCAGUCGGACGCCGGUGUCACGGUGAACCGAAACAAAGCAUGAAUAUGGUGAACUUAAAAUGCUGAGGGCGUAUCAAAUACUCACAACACACUGCCGGAGUGCAUAAUUAUCGAAAACGUAUUGCGUACCUGUGAUUCCACGUCCUCUGAAAAUAAAAAUACCAAACUGCUGAUGACGGAAGGUGGAUUUCCAAACAUGGAUAUGAAGAAGGAAGGCGUGCGAAGAAACCCUAAAGAAACAGCGAACUUUCUGAGCUGGCUGAGUUUCGGGUGGACGUUACCGAUUUUUUCCAAAGGAGUCAAACGCGGCUUGCAUAUGACAGAUUUAUACGAUCCUAUGAAAGCUCAUAAAUCCGAUGGUCUCGGUAAACGUCUGGAAAUGGAAUGGAAGAAGGAAUUAACGAAGAUGGGAAAAGACCCGAACUCGAAGAGCCGGCCAAGUUUGAUGUGGGCUCUGAUCAGGAUAUUCUGGGUUCCGUUCAUGCUCCAAGGAGUGCUUUUCGUGAUUCUGUUGCUCGGGCUAAAAAUCAUAGAGCCAUUAUGCCAGAGAUGGGUGAUGGGCUACUUCAAUUCCGGGGAUAAGAUGAUGCCCCAAAACGAAGCUCUCCUCUACGCUGCCACCUUGACUUUCGUUACUCUCGCUAUAAUAUUCAUCGAUCAUCACAACACUCUGCGCACCCAGGAACUCGGAAUGUGCAUCAGGAUUGCGUGCUGUUCGAUGAUAUACAGAAAGCUUCUACGUCUCGAUCUGACUACGGUAAAGAAUGCCGCUGCGGGAAAAGUUGCUAACUUGAUAAGUAACGACGUGGCUCGAUUUGACGAUGUUCUAAACUGUCUUCACCUCGUUUGGAUCAUGCCGUUACAGAUGUUAUUGAUGGGAUAUGUUAUAUGGCAAUCUGUGGGCAUAGCAACGUUAGCCGGGGUGGCAGCGAUGGUAAUUCAGACUUUGCCAGUCCAAUCGUACCUAACCCACAUUAGUGCCAAGCUGCGAUCGAAGAUUGCAGAAAGAACUGAUGAGAGAGUGCAGAUCAUGAGCGAGAUGAUUUCCGGGAUACAGGUAGUCAAGAUGUACGCAUGGGAAAAACCGUUCGAGCUGAUAGUAUCGAGAGUUCGAAAGUUGGAGAUGAAAUUCAUUGCUCACUCGUCUCACCUAAGAGCAGCAUUUGUCGGCAUGAUAGAACUUACGGGGCGAGGCACAAACUACGUGACCAUGAUCACGUUUGUACUGAUGGGGAAUCCUCUGACUGCUGAAAUAGUGUUUCCUGUGGCUACUCUACUCAAUACACUGCGAGUGACAUGUGCUGCCGAACUGCCGACAGCCAUUACCUCGGCUGCUGAGGCCGGUGUAUCUUUGAAAAGAAUAACAGAAUUCUUACUGUUGGACGAAGUAAAAGAAAUGGAAUAUUCCGAAAAUUCAGUCACUGACGGCAUGAUACAACAUAAUGCCCAUGAUGCAGCAACUGUAAUACUCGAGACUGAGGCAGAUGUCGAAAUGAAGUCUCUGCUGGGGAAAGAGAGAUCUGUGCUCAAAAUUGAACCAACUGAGGACAAAAUUGAAACAACUGAGGACGGUGAAAUAGAAAUUGUAGAAAAUAGAACAGGUGACGAGUUCAGACAUGAAAUUGGUAUCGAAUUGGUUAAUGUUGCUGCAAACUGGAUUGGCGAUCGGCUUCCACCAACUUUAUGCGAACUGUCGUUGAAAAUAAAGAGUAAAUCGCUCUCCGUUAUCGCGGGGUCUGUUGGCUCGGGAAAGUCAUCAUUGCUGCAUCUGCUCUUAGGCGAGUUGUCGGUCGGAGCUGGCAGACUAUUAUUUCACAGUGGCGGCGACAGUAAGAAGACUAGAAUCAAUAGCCGAGACAUUCGCAUAUCUUACACAAGUCAAGUUCCAUGGAUUUUUGCUGCCUCCGUACGCGAAAACAUUUUGUUUGGCCAGCCCUACGACGAAAAACGAUACCAAGAAGUGACAAGAGUUUGCGCGCUCGCUAAAGACUUCGAGCAGCUGCCUCAGGGUGACUUGAGCUUUGUUGGGGAACGAGGAGCAUCUCUUUCGGGAGGUCAAAGAGCUCGAGUCAAUCUGGCCAGAGCCAUUUACAAAGACGCUGAUCUUUAUUUGCUGGACGAUCCUCUGAGCGCUGUUGAUGCUCACGUCGGUCGUCAUUUGUUCGAAAAAUGCCUGAAAGGUUUUCUGGAUGGCAAAACCCGGAUUCUCGUUACUCAUCAGUUGCAAUUCUUACAGCACGUUGACGACAUCAUUUUCAUUGACCGUGGUACCGUCAUACGUCAAGGAACUUACGAUGAGAUAGCCGCUGCUGGCUUGCAUGCAUUAGAUUUUCUGAAGACAGAAAAAACUGGCGAAACCGAAGAAAUGCAAGACAGACACGAGGAUAAUGUAAGUGACAAGGCAAUACAUAGAGCUGCAACUGACAUUUCUGAGUCAAUCGAACCUUCGACCAGUAACAAAGAAUCGGAGAAACUCACCGAAGAGAACGUCGGGGAGGGGAAAAUAUCGAUACAGAUAUACAAGAGUUACUUCUUGGCGGGGGGAAAUAUAAGUUCGUUGAUCUUCCUCGUUUUAAUUUUCAUAACAGCUCAAGUAAUGAUAAGUGCCAGUGAUUAUUGGUUAACCUAUUGGACGAAUCACAAUGUUCAUAAAGAUCGCUUGCAGUCGAACGAUUCCAUUGUUAAUCAGGAAGCUCAAUCAUAUUGGUUUAAUAAAUACGGGCUGCUCCGUACAGACGUUGCGAUUGAAGUGUAUACAGCGUUAUUCGUAGCCAACAUUUUUUUCCUAAUGCUCCGCGGCCUUCUCUUCAUGAGAACUUGCAUGAACGCCAGUCGCAACAUACACAACUCCAUGUUCUCAAACCUUUUAUGUGCUCCGAUGAGAUUCUUCAACACGAAUCCAGCCGGGAGAAUCUUGAACCGAUUCUCGAAGGACGUGGGUGCGAUGGACGAACUCCUACCAAAAGCAAUGCUGGAGGUAUUCCAAAUUUUUUUCGUCAUGAUCGGAAUCUUCUGCAUUGUGAUAUUCUUCAUACCCUUGGCGAUUUUGCCAGUGGUUACCAUAAGUGGACUUUCGUAUUGGGUGACAAUGACGACCCUCAAGACUGCCGAGAGUAUCAAACGACUGGAAGGAAUUGCCAAGAGCCCAGUCUUCUCGCACGUCAGUUCUACUCUGGAUGGAUUAACGACAAUACGAAGCUGUGGUGCAAAGGUCGCAGACACGCUGCGGCAGGAGUUCGACCGUCAUCAAGAUUUGCACACUGGUGCAUGGUACAUGACAAUUGCUACGUCGACUGCCUUCGGGUUUGCCCUCGAUCUGCUUUCGUGCUUUUUCACGACUUUUGUUUGUUUCUCGUUAAUCCUUUUGAACGAUGGUAACUUUCUCAGCGGGUCCGCGGGCUUGGUGAUUACACAAUGUUUGCUUAUGACUAGCACGCUGCAAUAUGGUAUGAAGAAAUUUACCAUCGUGGUUUCGCAGAUGACUUCGGUGGAGAGAAUUCUUCAAUAUACUGAUUUACCCAAGGAAGGACCGUUCACCACUGAGAAACCUCCGCCAUCUAAUUGGCCUUCCAAGGGUGAUUUGGUCUUCAACCAUGUAUCGAUGAGAUACGCCGAUGACAAACCACCGGUAUUAAAGGAUCUCAGCGUGUGUAUAGAGGCCGGCUGGAAAGUUGGCAUAGUCGGAAGGACCGGAGCUGGCAAAUCUUCCCUCAUCUCGGCUCUGUUCCGAUUGACUGGAGAUGGACUGGAGGGUGAAAUCGUUUUGGACGGGAUAGACACGAAGACUAUUGGGUUGCAAGAUCUGCGCUCCCGCAUUUCUAUCAUACCCCAGGAGCCAAUUUUGUUUUCAGCGAGUCUUCGCUACAACUUGGACCCGUUUGAUCAGUACUCGGAUUCAGAGUUAUGGGACAGUCUACGGGAAGUAGAACUUGGGGACUUGGUAUCAUCCCUUAACUUUCCAGUAGAUGAGGGUGGAGCUAACUUUAGUGUUGGACAGCGCCAGUUGAUCUGCUUGGCUAGAGCAAUUCUCAGAAACAAUCGGCUUCUCGUGCUCGAUGAAGCUACUGCCAAUAUUGAUCGAAGCACCGACGCUCUGAUCCAGAGUACCAUAAGACGAAGAUUUUCUGAUUGUACGGUACUGACGAUAGCACAUCGAUUGAACACGGUAAUGGACAGUGAUCGACUCUUAGUCAUGGAUGGAGGAUGCAUCGUGGAAUUCGGUCCACCAAAUUUGCUCUUGGAAAAUCCAAACGGUUACUUUACGCAAAUGCUUAAACAAACUUCAAAAAGGACUUUGGAAAAUUCUUGACGAAAAAUCUCCUAUAACAUCUGAUGGAUGAUUGACGUCAUAAUCAGGCCAGACUCAAUAAACACGAUAAAAAAAUCCUACCACACAAAACGUCAUCCUAUAACUCUACAACAAUGUAAUUAUUCAAAAGAAAUUCACUUUGUAACAAAAUGAUAUUCAACGUUUCUGGAUAACUUACAAAUAUCUAUAUGUAUAAGCUGUCAUACAUUCAUAAGUAAAGUUAA
This is a messenger RNA of Diprion similis, 4600 nucleotides long. Its product is annotated as ATP-binding cassette sub-family C member 4-like. Gene Ontology annotation, biological process: transmembrane transport. Gene Ontology annotation, cellular component: membrane. Lineage: Eukaryota; Metazoa; Arthropoda; Insecta; Hymenoptera; Diprionidae. Gene Ontology annotation, molecular function: ATP binding; ATP hydrolysis activity; ABC-type transporter activity. The record is from RefSeq and is a predicted model, not a curated record. Bases 240 to 4376 code for a protein of 1378 amino acids. The transcript is spliced from 18 exons.